Messenger RNA from Sphenostylis stenocarpa, 2262 nucleotides. The record is from the annotation of a GenBank genome assembly. NCBI's taxonomy places the organism in Eukaryota, Viridiplantae, Streptophyta, Magnoliopsida, Fabales, Fabaceae.
AUGCAUGAGGUAUUGGAGAUAAGCUCGGAUGAAGAAGAGGGUUUGGAGGAGAGUCUCACUGUAACUGAUCUCAACUUGAUAAGAGAGAUGUUGUUCUCUUCUGAUGAAGAGUCCGAUGACUCUGUCCAGGUUGUUGAAAUCUGUGAGAACAAGCCCGAGUUGAAGUCAAAGUCUUCAACUUUGGCCGUGGAAGAUUUGGGUGGCGAUGAUGACGUCGAUGAUGAUUGCGUGGUCCUGGAGGGUGACCCUGAGAACGGUGUCGCAUCUGUGGAAGAGGAAGCAAAUGGGUCAGAUGAGUUGCUUGUAAUUGGGGAAAAGGGUCAGACUAGAUAUGAGUUUUGUUCAAGGUUUGAUCUAUCGGUUUGUCUUGUUCAAGGUUUUAUUUAUCGGUUGUUGUAUGCUGCCACAGUUAUGGUUGUGGACUUUCCAAAAACCAUACCUGGACUUGCUGAAAUUGCAGACUCAAAGGAUUCUGACAUGUGUUUGUGUAGAUUCAAACAUGUUAAUCGUAGAUUGAAUGUUGCAUUUCAAAACAAUCAUAUCCUGUGGUUUUAUGGGGGUAGUGUUAGUGAGGGCAAACUGUAUAUUGAUAAUGCCAUUUUGUUGACGAUGGCCAAAGAUAUGAGGAAGUUGUUCGAGUUUGGGCAAUGCAUCUUGCCUAUUGCAUCUGAGAAAACACUAAAUGAAUUCAUAUUCGAGGAUAAUGACAUUAUAAUUGCUGAUCUUAUUGCAUGCCGAGACUAUCCUCAUCCAAGACAUCUUUGUGCUAAAUUUCCAUUCUCUUCCACCCCCCACGAGAAGCACUGUAGCCAGUGCCACUGUUAUGUAUGUGACUCCCCAGCUCCAUGUCUCAAAUGGGGCACCGGCGGUUUGAGUUUAGAUCAUUGUCACGCAAGUGAUAAAACUGAGCUGUGGAAAACUCAGAGAAAAAAUUUCAAGCUGGGCUUGAGUUCCCCAUUACCAGCUUCAACUAAUUUUGGUACAUCACUCAGACCAGGUCAUCUCCAGCGUAAUGAAUUUCUGCCUCCUGGUGUUAUUAACUUGUCUCCAAAUUCUGUAUUACCGAAUCAAGCAUCCAGAUCCACUGCAAUGUGUGCUAUCUCCUCAUUCAAUUCCGUACCUCAAACCCAGGCCUCUCCACCAACAAUAUCACAUUUUGCCCCUACUCCAUUACCGAAUUUCAGUGUGCUGAAUCAAGUUUCUAGGUCUACUAACACCCCUAUAAUGUCCCCAGCCACCAACAUAACAAUGCCAAAUGGUGCAAACCAUGGCAGGCUUUUGGUGAGAAGCAGGUUCCAGCCUCCAUCUGUACCAAGGUCACUGCUGGGUGUGUCUUGUCACACCAUCCAAAAGGGGCGAGGAAAUGGAGGAAGCAGUUUAAAAUCCCAGUUCCUUCGUCCUCAUAUGGUGUCCAGGGGUGUAGGCAGUGCUGGGAACAUCCUGAGGGCAAAUAACUCUCCUCAUAGAUCAUCUGGCUUCAGCAACAGUGUUAACAUGACACAACAUCACAAUUAUGGCACUUCAGCAGGAUUCUCAAAUUACGGAGGUUGCAAUGAGCCGUAUGAUGCAUGUCCCCCCACAAAUGUAUCAUUUUACUCACAGCUUAGCUCUCAACCGUCCAGCUUGAGUUGCGUUAACCAGCAGACUGUGGCUUCUGAAACACAAGCAUAUACUCAACCAUUGCUCCUCUUAAAUAGUAGCCAGGGCUUCCAUCAAACUUCUAUCCAAGUAAAUAGUGCUCCUUCAGGUUAUGUGGCACACCUGAAUAGCAGUCAGCAUGGAAAUGAGCUUCAAAUCCAAAGUCAAAAUAGAAAUGUCAGUAGAAAUAAUACUACACAAUGUGGAGUUGCAAGUCAAGAUACUUGCCAACCACAACUACAGCUGCAACCAUAUGCCAGUAGAAAUACUGCACAAUGUGGAAUUGCAAGUCAAGCUACUUGCCAACCACAACCACAUGAAGAGUCUCCAAGGGUAACUGCUGGAAAAUUUUCAGCAUUUGACUCAAGUUGGACAGACAAUACUGGUCAAAGCAUUCUACAAACUUCAGGAUCUGUAGGACAAACACCCAAUGUCAAGGAAUCCAUUGAACCCGUGUUUGAAUGCUCACAAUCACCCAGUUCAUUUACUAAUUUUGAUGACUGGCUUUUGGAUAUAGACCCGUUUCCAGUGUUAACAGAUUCGGUUUUGGAAACUGAUCUGAAUGUACCAUCUCCAGAUCUUUAUUCAGCUGAUAUGGGUUUAUUUUAUCUUGAUGGUAAUUGA